AUGGAGCAAUUGGCGCAUUCUUCCGUGUCUGAUACGGCAUUGCCCACCGAAAGAUGCGACCUGAACCGCCACCAUGCUGCCUCGGCGUUGGAUUACCGGGUCAUUACAAGAGAGACCCAUGAUCACUGCCAGGUAUCUCAGAGCUACCGCGGCUUCGGCGUCGAGUUAGUAUGGCAAGAAUUCGAUUCUAGAAAGCGAUCCGCAGAGUAUCAUCUAAAUCAAGUGCGCGAACGUUUGUAUUAUCUAAAGGGCCCAGAUGACGAAACCAUAGCUAUGGAAUGUCAGGAUGUUGUUCUUGGCCAUCAAGCCGUCAAUGGAGACAGUCAGUACCAAUGGCACCUCAAGGUCGAAUAUGACAAAGCCGCCCGUGAUCUCAUUGCUAUGGAGAACAUCCUCAACAUACUCAAGUCCAGCGAUUCGAGUACAGCUGAGGUUAGAAAUCACUUUGCCAAAGCGGCAAUGUCGCUCACGUUUUUUACGGGAUCGUGCUUUGUUGCUAGUAAAAAUUACGACCCUAUUUGGGACAUUGGAGCCCUGACUGGAGUUCUUUAUGGAGGGUACAACAUGGCGAAAUCAUCCUAUCGUGGAGCUCACGGGUACCUUCGAAUGACAGUUCUAGAAAGAUGUGACCGAAUUGUGAAAUCUCUGAGGAACCGAAUUCAGAAUCGGACGCUCGAAGAAGAAGAUUGCGCUUCUUUCAAAAGUUACUGGUUUACAAUGUUGGAUCAGUUUAGGCCUGAGGAUGGGAAGGAUGGAGACGACGUGUCUGGCAACAUCAGACAAGCACCUCAAAUUUCACACACUCCAGAAGAGAGUUAG
Fusarium mangiferae is the source of this 819-nucleotide messenger RNA. RefSeq lists its product as uncharacterized. The coding region runs from base 1 to 819 and encodes 272 amino acids. The transcript is spliced from 3 exons. The record is from RefSeq and is a predicted model, not a curated record. Lineage: Eukaryota; Fungi; Ascomycota; Sordariomycetes; Hypocreales; Nectriaceae.